AUGGCAGAUAGCAAUCACGCAACCACACUCAAUGUUGCCUACUUGGGACCUGAGGCAUCAUUCUCCCACCAAGCAGCCAUUGAAGUCUUUCGAGCCUCAUCGUCGUCUGGGCAUACUAUCUCUCUACACCCACUCCCCUCCUUCCCUGUCAUUUUCUCGGCUAUUCAAGCAACAGAAGCUUCUGAACAGACUAUAAGCUACGAUUUUGCAGUCGUCCCUUUCGAAAACAGCACCAAUGGCUCUGUCGUUCCGGUCUUUGACUUAUUAGCCCGGUGUGGCCAUACCCCAAUGCUCUAUCCUGACUUGGAAGUCUGCGCGGAAUAUUAUCUCCCUGUACACCAUUGCUUGUUUGUCUCGCCUUCUCCAAGGUCAGCCACCACUUCAUCCCAGUCUCUGUCAGACGAACACAAGGGGGACUUGUUACGUGCAAUCCGGACACUGUACACGCAUCCCCAAGUCUGGGGCCAAUGUAACCGUUAUUUGGCUAAACAUUUUCCUCCCAACGUUGUGGAGCGCAUUGAUGUGGGAAGUACCUCUGCCGCUGCUCAGUUGGUGGCUCGAGAAUCCCAACAGAAAAGCAAGACUCCGGUGACAGAUGGGAUCAGCGCUUCAAUCAGCCCAAAAAUCGCUGGUGAGAAGCAUGACCUACUAUGCUUAGCAGAGAACAUAGAGGACGAGCCGGGGUUGAACACUACGAGAUUUCUCGUCGUCCGCAACCGCAACCGCCAGACGCAGUCGGAAGAUUUACACGCAUCGUUAUUUUUGCCCCGUAACCACGUCGACGAUUCAAGAUACAAGUCCCUGAUAUCAUUCACCAUCCCACACUCCAAACCAGGCAGUCUGGCCGAUGCAUUGGCCGUGUUCAAGCACUACGGGUUCAACCUAACGAGCAUUGACACCCGACCAAGCAGGACGCGGACCUGGCAGUAUGUGUUCUUUGUGGAGUGUGAGGAGGCAAACCCAGAUCAACACAAUCGUGCGGUUGCGGACGUGGGAUUGGCUAGGGAUGACGCACGGGGAGGACAGGAGGACAAGAAUGGCAACUCCAACCUCAUGAAGAUGCUCAGUGAGCUCGGCAAGUUCACCGAGACUUUAAGAUAUCUAGGGAGAUUUGUAGACCAAUCACCUGGGAAUCAGCAAGAAGACGAAUCAAAGGCCUGA
This is a messenger RNA of Fonsecaea pedrosoi CBS 271.37, 1161 nucleotides long. RefSeq lists its product as uncharacterized. The transcript has a single exon. Gene Ontology annotation, biological process: L-phenylalanine biosynthetic process. Lineage: Eukaryota; Fungi; Ascomycota; Eurotiomycetes; Chaetothyriales; Herpotrichiellaceae. The coding region runs from base 1 to 1161 and encodes 386 amino acids. Gene Ontology annotation, cellular component: cytoplasm. The record is from RefSeq and is a predicted model, not a curated record. Gene Ontology annotation, molecular function: prephenate dehydratase activity; chorismate mutase activity.